Desarmillaria tabescens is the source of this 783-nucleotide messenger RNA. RefSeq names its product NGG1 interacting factor 3-like protein. Gene Ontology annotation, cellular component: mitochondrion; cytoplasm. The record is from RefSeq and is a predicted model, not a curated record. Bases 1 to 783 code for a protein of 260 amino acids. NCBI's taxonomy places the organism in Eukaryota, Fungi, Basidiomycota, Agaricomycetes, Agaricales, Physalacriaceae. The transcript is spliced from 7 exons.
AUGUGUAUUCCUUUCGUCAAAACUGUAUGCAAGGUUAUGGAGAGUAUUGCUCCUCUCCGGCUGGCAGAGAAAUGGGACAAUGUUGGAUUAUUACUUGAGUCUCCCUCGCAUAAACUAAAAGGCAGGAAUUGCGUCUUACUCACUAUCGAUCGUCGACGGGUCCAUCACGCUCAGCGCGCCAGUCGUCGUCUCGUACCAUCCACCGAUAUUCAAGCCUCUCCAAUCACUAACCCUCUGCAAACUUCGCUUCUCCAGUGCGCAGCAGAAGGGAUCUCAAUCUUCUCGCCACGUUCAUCAUUGGACUCUGUCUGGGGAGGCUUGAACGACUGGCUUGCCAAAGGGUUUGGUACCGGUAAAGUCAGCGCCUUUAUGGGUGAGAAACUCGAUGCGAGUGGGACGAGCGAGGGUGCGGAGAGUCGUUUGGUGAUCCUGGAUGAGCCGGUGUCGGUGAAAGAGCUUGUGGGUAGGGUGAAGCGGUAUCUUGGGCUACCACAAGUUCAAGUAGCAUAUCCUUCCGCCGCACUAAGCGUCAUUCGGACGGGGUCGAUGCUCGUUGGACGUGAAACAGACGUUUAUUUCAUUGGGGGGAUGUCGCAUGUUUUAUCAAGUAUGGAAGUAAUAGCAUCAGUCGCCGCUGGGAAGCAUGCCAUUUUGUGCGGCCACACGAAUAGGGAACGCGGUUAUCUUUCUGUGCUGGCUGAGCAGCUUCGGAAGGAGAUCCAAGCCGAGGACCUUGAAGUCUUUGUCAGCAAAGAGGAUGCGCAUCCGUGGACAUUUGCAUGA